Antechinus flavipes (yellow-footed antechinus) is the source of this 3522-nucleotide messenger RNA. It is a transcript of the gene CSNK1G2, whose product is annotated as casein kinase 1 gamma 2. Gene Ontology annotation, cellular component: plasma membrane; cytoplasm; nucleus. Lineage: Eukaryota; Metazoa; Chordata; Mammalia; Dasyuromorphia; Dasyuridae. Gene Ontology annotation, molecular function: protein serine/threonine kinase activity; ATP binding. The transcript has 12 exons. Gene Ontology annotation, biological process: peptidyl-serine phosphorylation; endocytosis; signal transduction. The record is from RefSeq and is a predicted model, not a curated record. Bases 522 to 1769 code for a protein of 415 amino acids.
AGCGGCAGCAGCGGCAAAAGCGGCAGCAGCAGCAGCGACAGGGGCUUAAAGAAACCACAGGUUGGGUAGGGCCGAGCAGGCAGACUCUGAGGAAGAGGAGGAGCGUCGGUAACGGCGGCGGCGGAGGCGGCGGCCCCCCACCCCAGCUAUGAGGAGCAGGGCGGCGGCGGCGGCGGCGGGGGUGGGGGCUGCGGGGCCCUGUUGGUGAUCGCCCGGACCCUGAGCUGGGAGCCAAAGGAUCUAAGCUGGAAGGAACCUUCCCACAGAAUGCCUUCUCCACCAAAGAGCGACCUACAGGCAACAAAGAUGAGAGCCACACUAGGACUUUGGAAACCACUAACAUUUCAGUAGCUGGGAGCUUGUGGGUGACGUUUUCCCCUUCACCCCACCCACCGCCUCUGCCUUGGGCCGCAAUGGUGUAUUGAUCACAAGAAGAACCACGCUUUGUCCUUGAGUUUCGGCGGAUUGGGGUUUUGUAUGGCAGCAGCGUAACCGUGGAGAGGCCAGGGUAUCACAAACUUAUGGAUUUUGACAAGAGAGGAGGGAAAGGGGAGACAGAGGAAGGCAAAAGAAUGGCCAAGACAGGGGGGGGAAGGAACACCCAUGGCUGUCGGAAUUCGGGGACCAACUCGGGAGUCUUAAUGGUGGGCCCAAAUUUCCGGGUUGGAAAGAAGAUCGGAUGUGGCAAUUUCGGGGAGCUCCGACUAGGAAAGAAUCUCUAUACAAAUGAAUACGUAGCUAUCAAAUUGGAACCUAUAAAGUCCCGAGCCCCGCAGCUGCAUCUGGAGUACCGGUUUUACAAACAGCUUGGCAGUUCAGAAGGGAUUCCUCAGGUUUACUACUUUGGCCCGUGUGGGAAAUACAACGCCAUGGUGCUGGAGUUGCUGGGACCCAGCCUGGAAGAUCUGUUUGACUUGUGCGAUCGGACAUUCACUCUGAAAACUGUGCUGAUGAUUGCCAUCCAGCUGAUCACGCGGAUGGAAUAUGUCCACACCAAGAGCCUGAUAUACCGUGACGUGAAGCCGGAGAACUUCUUGGUGGGUCGGCCGGGGAGCAAGCGCCAACACACCAUCCACAUCAUCGACUUUGGCCUGGCCAAGGAGUACAUCGACCCCGAGACCAAAAAGCACAUCCCCUACCGUGAGCACAAGAGCCUGACGGGCACGGCGCGCUACAUGAGCAUCAACACCCACUUGGGGAAAGAGCAGAGUCGGCGGGAUGACCUGGAAGCACUAGGACACAUGUUCAUGUAUUUUCUCCGUGGAAGCCUUCCUUGGCAAGGUCUUAAGGCAGACACCCUGAAAGAACGUUACCAGAAGAUCGGGGACACCAAGAGAGCAACGCCAGUCGAGGUCCUCUGUGAGAACUUCCCAGAGGAGAUGGCCACAUACCUGCGCUACGUGCGACGGCUGGAUUUUUUUGAGAAGCCCGACUAUGACUAUCUGCGGAAGCUCUUCACGGACCUUUUUGACCGCCAUGGAUUCGUGUUUGAUUAUGAAUACGAUUGGGCUGGAAAACCCCUGCCAACCCCAAUUGGCACCAUCCACAGUGAUGUCCCUGUCCAGCCAGUGAGCCGGGACAAGAAUCAGUCCCACAUCAAACACCAGGUGAUGAGCUCCACCAACGGUGAACUAAACACUGAUGAUCCCACAGCCGGCCACUCCAACGCCCCCAUCACGGCCCCUGCAGAAGUGGAGGUGGCCGACGAAACAAAGUGCUGCUGUUUCUUCAAGAGGAGGAAGAGGAAAUCCACCCAGCGGCACAAGUGAGCCUUUGGGGCCCAGGCGGACCGACCGGAGCUCUGUCGUCUCCACCCUUUCUGGCCCCAGAGAUGGCGGGUGGCCCCUGCCUGUUGGCCCUGCCUCCUGCAGCCGGGGCAGGGGGUGGCCAGGAGAGAGGCCAGGAACAGAGAAGCCCGGGGAGUUAGGGGGACCGCUAGCCCCAGCCCCCGCCCCCCCCUGGGCCCAGGGGUCACCUACUCCAAGCAAGACUUUGGCAGAAAUUCCUACAUCUGUGUCUCGUCCAGUCCACCUUGAGAGCGCUAACUAUUUAGAAACCACACACCGAGGAACGAACCGAAGCCCACAAAGAAAGCACUUCCCCACCCCCACCCCUUCCCUUCACCCUUCAGUUUGAGGUUUGACUUGCGUGCGUCAGGGGUCGCCCCGCAGACUCUGCCUCCACGUGCGCGCUUAGGUCUAAGGUGAAGCCUGGGAGGGCCCGCCUCGGCCCUCCGCAGCGUGACCUUCACCACUUAGUGUUAUAAAACCCAGCCUUUUUUUCCUUCCUCUUUCAGAAAGGCUGUUUUAUCACGGUGGGGGGAGGGAGGGAGGAGGCAGCUUCUCUGUUGUGGAGGCGCCGCCCCCCUCCCCUCGGAUGUCCUGUCACCCGUGCACUUUGAUCAUCCAGUGGUUCUGGGGGCAGAAGCUAGGAGCGAGAUGAGGGAGGGGGGGAGAGAGCCCCCAGCCCCUCUCGGAGGCGGCUGGGGGAGUCUGAAACCAAAGGGAAGGGGGAGCCGGUCCCCGCAGCUGGGAAAGUCGAUGCCACCCCAAGGUCUCACCCCGUGCAGGGUGGCCCGAGCUGCUCUGCACGUUCUCCCCCACCCCCACCCUAAUCGGAGCCAAAAAUGCUGCACCAAAGCCCCGGGGAAUUUGGGUCUCCCCUGGAAGGGCAGGAUGGGGAGCAGCCGAGGCCCCCCUCACACCCCCAUCCACCUCGGGGAAAGGCGAGCUCAGCCGGCUGUACCCCACCAGGGCGGCGCGGCCUGGCGAGCAGCCAGCAGAGGUCUGCAGUGGGUGCUCGGACCCCCUCUGGGGGCCCUGGGAGGAGGCACGGGGCCUGAAGCACCCUUGCCCUCGGCGCUGUCCCAAACCCCGCUCCUCUCUCCCCCAACCCCCCACAUCGGUUCUCCUGCUCAAGGCUGUCCAGGCCAACCUGUGUCCUCCCUCCAUCGCCCUGCCAGUGUCCAGGGGACAGCGGCUCCUGUAUCACCCCUCCCCCAGGUAGCUCUCUAAGAGCUGGUGACGCGCACUGGGCGGCCCCCCCUCCCCAGCCAGCGCCAAGGACGACAAAACGCCUUAAGACCCCGGCCCCUAGAGAGGGUCCGAGGACGAGUAUGUGUGGCCGGGGAAGGAGGAGCGCCAGUCCCUGGUGGCCACAGCAAACAAACCUAAACCCGGGCGCCCUUUCACCUCCUCCUCCCCCAAGGAAACGGUCCAAGGGAGCAUUGGCCCAGUCUGUACAUGAAUCUCUGCCUGUCGAGUCUCACUUCUUUUGGUCCAUGUGUCUGGCUUGGCUGAAGAGCAGCGGCUUGAGGCUAGAAGGCGUCUCCCUGUUCCAGACCCGAGUCCCAGCGUCAAGAUCGUACCUGCGCAGCUCCACAGCAGGCGAGCAAGCGUCCUUGUGAGUUUAGUUACUGCUUUACAAAGUGUACAGAAAUGGCAUUUACAUUUCUCUGAUGCUUCCUGGAAGCCAUAGAAUUUAGGGGCUUUUUUAAAAAAAAUAAACAAAAAUGAAAACGAA